Striga hermonthica is the source of this 1641-nucleotide messenger RNA. Lineage: Eukaryota; Viridiplantae; Streptophyta; Magnoliopsida; Lamiales; Orobanchaceae. The record is from the annotation of a GenBank genome assembly.
AUGGACAACCUCGUUGGCAACUCGGUUGUACCAGGUUUGGCGAGCCGAUUACUCGACGAUCAGGAGCUACUCCUCGUCAGCGCAGAGGAGCCAUCGACUUUUGCGCAGGCCGAGCGCGAUGCCAGUUGGAGACGAGCUAUGCUAGAGGAGAUGAAGGCGAUCGAGGAAAAUGAGACGUGGGAGCUCGUCGAUCCACCUCCAGGUUGUCAUCCAAUCGGGCUCAAAUGGGUCUACAAGGUCAAGCGGGACGAGAGUGGCGCUAUAGUCAAGCAUAAGGCGCGCCUCGUUGCUCGGGGGUUCGUCCAGCGUGAGGGCAUCGACUUUGAGGAAGUUUUUGCACCAGUAGCGCGCAUGGAGUCAGUUCGCCUACUGCUGGCCAUGGCAGCAGCGAAGGACUGGCACAUUCAUCACAUGGACGUGAAAUCGGCCUUCCUCAACGGCGAGCUAGCGGAGACUGUCUUUGUCAAGCAAGCCCCAGGCUUCGCCGUCAAGGGAGAGGAGCACAAGGUGCUGCGGCUGCGGAAGGCACUCUAUGGGCUGCGACAAGCACCACGAGCGUGGAACGCCAAGCUCGAUGCCACCCUGGGUACGCUUGGGUUCACGCGCUGCGCGACAGAACACGCGCUCUACACGCGACGACGGGGGAAGGAGGAGCUCAUCGUCGGCGUGUAUGUGGAUGACUUGAUCAUCACCGGGGCAAGAGAAGAGGACAUCAACGGCUUCAAGCGCGAGAUGGCAACUCGUUUCCGCAUGAGCGAUCUCGGGCAGCUCUCCUACUACCUCGGCAUCGAGGUGAAGCAGGGGAGAGACUCCAUCACUCUCUGCCAGCGUGCAUAUGCAGGGAAGCUGUUAGAGCGGAGCAGCAUGGCUGACUGCAAGUCAUGCGUGACUCCGAUGGAGGAGCGGUUGAAGCUGACGAAAGCCAGCACCGCAGGGAAAGUGGAUGCCACACUCUACCGGAGUAUCGUCGGCGGACUGCGCUACCUAGUCCACACGAGGCCAGAUAUCGCAUUCGCCGUGGGCUAUGUCAGCCGUUUCAUGGAGGACCCUCGAGAGGAUCAUUGGGCUGCAGUAAAGCGGUUGUUGCGCUAUGUCAAGGGGACGGUGGACCAAGGCAUCAUUUUUCCCAAGACCACCGGUGGAAGUGGGCUGCGACUCACGGUUUUCAGCGAUGCAGACAUGGCAGGCGAAAUUGAUGGGCGGAAAAGCACCUCCGGUGUGCUCGUCUUCCUUGGAUCGGCCUCAAUCUCAUGGCAGUCGCUGAAACAGAAGAUCGUGGCGUUGUCUACGUGCGAGGCAGAGUACGUGGCGGCAGCCACAGCGGCGUGCCAGGCAGUCUGGCUGCGUCGGUUGCUGGGCGAGCUGACCGGCGAAGAAGCUCGUCCACCAACUCUGAUGGUGGACAACCAGCCCGCCAUUGCCCUAGCAAAAAAUCCAGUCCUCCAUGACCGAAGCAAACACAUCGAUACUCGUUUUCACUUCAUCCGUGAUUGUGUCGAUGAGGGGCAAAUUAUUUUGGAGUUUGUCGAAUCCGGACGGCAACUCGCAGACAUCCUUACCAAGCCACUCGGCCGUCUUCGGUUUAUGGAGCUAAGGACCAAGAUUGGAAUAGUGGGAAACAAGCAAGAACAACAGGAUUAG